AUGGGAGAUAACAAAGACACGGCGAUGUUGCAAAUGAUGAAAUUGCUGCAAGAGCAAAUGGAGUUAACGAGGAUUCAGGCGGAGGAAGGGAGGAAGCAAACGGCAAAGUUUGCGGAGUUGGUGGAGCGAUUGUCCGGAAACGCGCAACAGUCAACAAAGUUGGAAAAGGUAGAGGUUAGCGAGGCUUCCAUUAUAGCAUCAUUAGCUGAGCGGAUACCAACAUUCGAUUUCAAUCUUGAGGAUAAUCGCACGUUUCCGAAAUGGUACAAUCGUUAUGCAGAAAUGUUAAAAGGAUUAUCGGAAGACGGGAAGCGCCAACUGCUAUUGGAGAAGCUGUCUGAACCCUGCUAUGAGCAACUGGUGGCUGCGCUAAGACCGAAAAGAUGCAUUGAGCUAAGUGUUGAGGAGCUCACGGAAACUUUGUCGAACAUAUUCGACAUUAAACGGUCUCUUUUUGCAUAUCGGUUCGCAUGUUUGCAAAUAUCCAAAGCAGAAGAAACGCCUACGGAGUACGCUAACAGAGUGAACGAAAUGUGUGAAAAAGCGAGACUGGAAGAGUUAAGCGCUGAGGACUGGAAGGUCUUUUUCUUUAUAAAAGGGUUGGAUCGCCCCGCCGAUGAGAAAAUGCGGACUCAUUUUCUGCAUUUCAUGGAACGAAGGACCACGGAACAGAAGCAAACGACAAUAAAGGACUUAUUCGCUGAGUGGAUGAGGAUCUUAAGCCUAAAAAAAGACUCGGAAGAAAUCGAAAGGAGGUCUAUGGCUGAGGUGGAGACCAGCGAACAAAGCAGACAAAUCGGAGCAGGAGUCGGCAACAAAGAAAGGUAUCGAAGACCAGGGAAUGCUGGAACUGUGGUGAAACAGGGCAUUUCAAGAAGGAAUGUCGUAAAUCCGCUGCAAAACCCAAAAGGACGUUUAGCGUCGGUAAAGGGCCAGUGGAUCGAUUUCCAAGUGGAUACCGGAGCCGACAUUACCUUGAUCGGUAGAGUCGAGUGGGAAAAGUUGGGAAAACCAACUUUGGAAACAGCUGACGCCAAAGUCAUAUGUGCAAAUGGAUCCACAAUGGAAAUAGACGGUCGAUUCCAUACUGAUUUUGAACUAAAAGGAUCCACCGGUCAAGGUUGGAUAUAUGUUCGAAAAGAAGGAAACCUGCUUGGAUUAGAUUUUAUCAAUCAAUCCGAACAUAUGGCGUACCAUAUGGAGCGAAUGGUAAGCCAGGUCGAAUCUGUAAAAAAGGAUUGGGCCAAAGAAUUACAAACAAGAUUCCCAACCGUGUUCCAGGAAGAGCUAGGAACUUGUGUCAAGGAGAAGGCCCACCUGGAAGUGAAAGAAGGGGACGAAGACAUCGUAAUCGCCGAAGUCAAGGUGUUAAAUGUGGAUUAUUUGGCUGAAGGGGAAGCGACAGCUACGGAUAAGGUGUUGAAGACCGUCAUCAAAUACUGGAAAUCGAAUAAUUGGCCAAGAAGAAAUCCAGUGAAUGAUCUGUGCACCAAUCAGUCGAGUUCAAGCAGUGACAACGACAAUACCCAUUCGCCACCGGACAAGCCAAAGUCAAACGAACAUCCCAACCAGAAGUCUUGCCAUGGACAAAGUCAACCCUCAAGUUCAAAACAUCGUCACAGUCAAAUACCAGUAGCAAUCGCAAAGGAGUCAGCAGGAUCAACACGUCCCCCUGAGGAUAGUAGAUCUAUGUCAAAUGUAUGUGACGCGCUAGGUAGCCAGCGUACGGUGUGUGUUAAACCCAAGAUUGAACCGAACACCCAGGCAGGCCCUGAGGAUCGUGCCAAGGACAAGUCAGUUUACGACGCAGUGCAAGAGUUCGGAAACCCAUCGUACGAUUUGAUCCCAGUCCACAAUGAAGACCCAACUUAUAUCAGUCAGCAGCCAUAG
Messenger RNA from Caenorhabditis bovis, 1890 nucleotides. The record is from the annotation of a GenBank genome assembly. NCBI's taxonomy places the organism in Eukaryota, Metazoa, Nematoda, Chromadorea, Rhabditida, Rhabditidae.